Messenger RNA from Morus notabilis, 1582 nucleotides. Its product is annotated as centlein. Bases 330 to 1322 code for a protein of 330 amino acids. The transcript is spliced from 6 exons. The record is from RefSeq and is a predicted model, not a curated record. Lineage: Eukaryota; Viridiplantae; Streptophyta; Magnoliopsida; Rosales; Moraceae.
UUCUUUUCAAAAUAAGAAAUCCCCCAAAUUCGUUAUUCGUGAAGAGCCAAAACAGAUAUUUGAUAACCCAAAACUAAACGCUUGAUUUCCAUUUCAGACGUCCUUUUCCCAUAUCUUCUUCUGUACUCCCCGAGAACUGGAGAUCCCAGAGCUCUGUGCUUUUUUAGGGUUUCAAUUUCUUCAAAGAAAAGGUUUUUUCGGUCAAACCCAUUCGGAAAUUCGAAGUUCUGAUAUAUUGAAACGCGGUCUAAGAAAGAAUUUCAGGUUCUUGCAAUUGAAAUUCUAGGGUUUCCAUCCGAUUGCAGAUUUGGAUCAAUCUAGAGUAAAGAAUGGAACUUCCGCAAGAAAUCGAUGAUUACAUCAAGGAAUCGAUUCAACACACGCUUGGCCUUCCCGUCUCGAGAAGCACCCUUGAGCUGAAGCUUCAAGCCUCUGAAGAAGCGCAAAGUCGGCUUCGUGAUCAGUGCUUGCUUCUUCACUCUCGGCUUAAGGAGAAAGAUCAAGCCAUCGAACGCGCUAGGGCGGAAUCUAGUAUGAGUGCGCUGGCUUUGAAGAAGUUUGUCGAGGAAAAUCAGAAAUUAGCAUCUGAAUGCGCUCAUCUCUUGAACCAGUGUAACAAAUUGGAAAAAGAGUGUUCGUUGUAUGAUAACGAUAGGGAAGCAUUGAUGGAUUUCGGGAAUGAGGCUGAUCAACGCGCCAAGGAGGCCGAGCUUCGUGUUCAAGAAUUGGAGGAGGAGGUUCGAGGGCUGUCGGAUGAAUUACAGUUCUAUAAGCGUCAAUGCGAGGCUUGCAUGGUUGAUUCAUCUCUUCAAGGUGUAACUACCCAAGAUAGUUUGCUAGAGUCUGUUUUAGCAACAUUGAUUAGUGGAGAUGAUGCUGUGCCUGGUCAUGCGUUUCUGGAGGCCAAUAGCAGUCAUGAAUCAUGUCUAAGGCUGCUAGAGAUGUGGAAUUUCUUGAAGCCAUCAACUCAAAAAGUCCUAUCACUAGCUGCUGAGUUUAAGGCCCUAGAGAAAGAUAAGGAACAUCUGAGAACUAAUCUUUACAGAGCAGAAGAGGAGGUCAAGUUGUUGUUUGAAGAGAACAAUAUGUUGGAUGAGGAGAACAAGAAAUUACUGAUGAAGUUCAACAAAGAAAGGAACCAGCAUGGUUCUAGUGGAAAGCAUGCGAGCAGUGCACCAGCCAAGUCAAAUAAGCGAAAAUCUAGCUCAAAGACGAGCAGCCUGAUUGAGAAGAAGAUUGAUUUCAGUGAAGCAGAUAUGCCAAGACCACCCUUAUCACCCUUGCGAUGUAAUUCACCUGACUCUAGAAUGCAUAAGAAAUAGUGGGAAAAUCCCUUGACAGCCAAGUUCUUUUCUCAUUCGCAUUUGCUAGUUUAUUUUGUAUUUGGGAUGGUUAGUACUUUUGACAUUGGAACAACAGCAUUGUUGUUUGUAGGUAUUCAAAGAAAUGAAGGGGUGAUUUUUCUCCUGUUCUUUUUCCCAUUAUUUUUGUUUCCAUCAACUUCCCGAGGUGUGAUGGGUAAUAUGAUAAGUUGUUGAACAAAAUUACAGAGCUGAAUCUAUUCAAUAUAGAUCAAAUCACA